Ananas comosus (pineapple) is the source of this 604-nucleotide messenger RNA. RefSeq lists its product as uncharacterized. The record is from RefSeq and is a predicted model, not a curated record. NCBI's taxonomy places the organism in Eukaryota, Viridiplantae, Streptophyta, Magnoliopsida, Poales, Bromeliaceae. The transcript is spliced from 2 exons. The coding region runs from base 150 to 317 and encodes 55 amino acids.
AAAGUAGGCCCUUUAAGUGCUUGAGAGUUUAAAUUGAGUCUCUGGGGAAGCUUCCGCGUUGAAUCCUCUCCGCCGGCGCCUCCGUCUUCGUCUUCUCCGGCUCCGGCGAUCCCUCUGCCCCACCGGAGAGCGUGAUUCAGUAACUGCCAAUGGGGAUAAUCAGGAGCAGCUUCACUUUCCUGUUGGGAACCGGUUGUGGCAUAUACAUUGCUCAAAAUUACAAUGUCCCAAAUGUAAAGAGGCUCAUAAAUACUUGGAUGUUUGUGGCAAAGCACAUUGAAGAAACAUAUAGGAAGCCGAAGAAGGAUGAAGAUUAAUACCUUGCAUUUACUUUUUCUUUCAUGCCUGCAUUCGAGUAAGAGAGGUUGACCAUAGUAGAGAAUACUCCAUCAAAGCUUGUAUGGUGCACUGUUGUUAAGUGCGGCAUCAUAUUUUUUGGGCUCCAAGGUCCUAUUAUCUCAUUUUUGUUUGGUUUAAGUAAUGCUAUGUUUAUAAAUUUUAUACUAGGUUUUCCAUUAUGUUCGUGAGGAAUAAAAUGGCAUUUUUUAAUGCAGUUUUGUAGUUUGUGUGAAAUAUUUGUGGAAAUAUGUGAAAACCCGCCUGA